CAAGAAGUCUUGAAUGUAGAUGAGUAAAAUGCCUAUUAUUUUUAAGAGUGCAAAUCAUUACUUUAUAAAGCAUUAUUUUGUCAAUUUUGACCAGGUAUGAAUCCUCUUCAACCGAACUCUGCUAGUGCAUAGAGCUUUACUUUACCCACGGUAAUUUGGUAAAGAAAAUUGUAUGAGACACAUUUGAAAUCAACAGCUAUUCUUCGAAAGGCUCCGAAGCAUAAAGCGAUGCACAAUGGCUAAUUGGUCAUGUUUUGCCUGGGCAUUACCGGCACCUUAAUCUCCCAAUUAUGUCAACAUCAGUCAAAAACCUUUGAUGUUUUAUAUUUUUAUUAUGGAGCCUGUGUAAGGAUCUCUGCUUCUGCGCUCUGCGCUGGGAUAUCUUUAUAAGGAAUCUACAAUGACGAAAUGCUAGGAUCAUUUUAGCUUCUAGGGAAAUCUUCACCGACCGUUCUAAUUUCCAUACUCCGCGGAGGAAGCGUUCACGAUGUCCAACCUACGCAUUUUAGGUGCAAGUAGUCAGUUCCCGAUUUGCUCCUAGCUACCGUUGGGGGGCGAUCUCGCAACAUCCUCUUUUAAAUUGCGAGUUAUCGUAAUUGUUUCAUUGUAACAGAUUGAGCUUACGUCUCGGCGGACUCAUGCAUUUGAAUGUUGGGUGCCUUUAACGCUACGCACAUCGAUAUGAUACGAGCUAUUAAUUUCAAUAAAUAAUCCUGUUGCACCGAGAUUUGAAUCUGUCUCAGAAGUCAAUCUAAAGAAGAAUUGGGAAGUGCCUCGUAUAUUGUUUUAUGUGAUUAAUUUUGCGAAACCGUUUUUCGUCUUAUCAUUAUGGGGGAAAUGGAAGGUGAUGUUGCAGAACUGACUCACCUGAUGCAAAGGUUUUCUUGGGUGGACUAUGUGGUGUUCGUGUUUAUGUUGGCUAUUAGUGCCGUCGUAGGAGUUUAUUGGGGUUUUUUGAAAAAACAAACGACUCAAGCUGAUUACCUGCUUGGUGGGAGGAAUAUGCAAGUGGUUCCCGUUUCUAUGUCCCUGGUAGCAAGUUUCGUCUCAGGAAUAACUUUAUUAGGAUCGCCGACGGAGGUCUACAUGCACGGAACACAGUAUGCUUUUAUAAUAGGAGCCAUAUUCUUAAUGUCCAUCAUAAUGACACAGAUUUACCUGCCAGUGUUCCACGAACUCAAAAUAACUUCGAAUUAUGAGUACUUAUCAAUUAGAUUCGACAAUAAAGUGCGACUGUUUGGAUCGAUUUUGUUUGCGUUUACAUUGAUAGGCUGGCUUCCGAUUGUUAUUUACGUUCCAGCAUUGGCAUUUAAUCAAGUUACGGGAGUAGAUAUUCACGUCAUCACACCGAUCGUGUGUUUGGUUUGCAUUUUUUACACCAGUGCUGGUGGAUUACAAGCGGUCGUUUGGACGGAUGUCAUCCAAAUUACGGCAAUGUUUGGCGCAAUGGCCUUGGUUGCAAUAAAAGGGACUAUUGACGUAGGCGGUAUAGGAGUUGUCUUCCAGAGGAAUAUGGAUAGCGAAAGGAUUGAAAUGCCAAAUUGGGAUCCUAAUCCUCUAACACGACACACGAUCUGGAGUUUAAUAAUCGGGGGAACAAUUUACUGGCUUCAAUCCAAUGCUGUCAAUCAAACGAUGGUGCAAAGAUACCUCUCUUUGCCGACUCUAAGGGGAGCUAAAUGGGCAGUCUUCUUAUUUUGCAUUGGUAUAUCGUUUCUGUAUUGCUUCUGUCUGUACUGCGGGUUAUUGAUUUAUGCAAGGUUUCACGACUGCGACCCGUUACAAACCAAGCUAGCAAAAGCAAAAGACCAGCUUCUACCUCUUCUAGUAAUGGAUGUGCUUGGUGACAUCCCUGGCUUACCUGGUGUCUUCGUCGCCGGAAUAUUCAGUGCAGCCCUAAGUUCACUAUCCACAAGUCUGAACUCUAUGUCGGCCGUGGUGCUAGAAGACUUCUACAAGCCUUUCUUCAGCAAGCAGUUAUCAGAUAGGCAGAGCAGCUGGCUCAUGAGAGGGGUCGUCAUUCUAUUGGGCACUAUCUGUGUAGGUCUAGUUUUUAUAGUGGAGAAGAUGGGGACGAUCUUACAGCUGACAAUGACGUUGGAGUCCAUGACCAUGGGGCCACAGCUUGGAGUAUUUACCAUGGGAAUUCUCAUGCCUUGGGUAGAUGCUACAGGUGCUCUGGUGGGUGGUGUAAGCGGCGUCGCGAUAAUGUCCUGGUGGUGUCUGACGUCACAGCUCGCCAUAGCUCGCGGGCAGAUCACACACCCUCAUAAAUCGCUCAGCACUGAGGGUUGCACCUAUAACUUUACCAUCGCCGACAAUAUCAUUGAGGAUUCCGUGUUUAGUGAUGAUGUAAACCCAGUCCUCCGCGUGUCCUACAUGUGGUACACCCUCGCCGGAGCCAUGGUGAGCGUGUGUGUCGGCGCCGUGGUCUCCCGCAUAAACCGCGCGCGAGGCAAGCCGCACCUGCCGCCAGCACCGAGGCUGCUCGCUCCACAGCUCAGGAAACUCUAUAAGGAACCCCCUCAUCCCACAGACGAACCUUAUAUAAGAGCUUAUGGACAGAAUAAGGAAACCUGCCAAACGAAUUCUACCUCAAUAAAUAUGAAACCGAUCGCAGAACGCGAAGAAAUCAGCUGAUUAUCUAAUUAAGAGUUUAUUUUAAUAAAAUAUUUCAAGAUGCAA
This is a messenger RNA of Trichoplusia ni (cabbage looper), 2685 nucleotides long. Its product is annotated as sodium-coupled monocarboxylate transporter 1-like. Gene Ontology annotation, cellular component: membrane. The transcript has 14 exons. Gene Ontology annotation, biological process: transmembrane transport; sodium ion transport. Bases 829 to 2640 code for a protein of 603 amino acids. Gene Ontology annotation, molecular function: symporter activity. Lineage: Eukaryota; Metazoa; Arthropoda; Insecta; Lepidoptera; Noctuidae. The record is from RefSeq and is a predicted model, not a curated record.